UGACAGAGAAAGCAAAGGCCAAGACGCAGUGAGUGAGAGUCUCGAGCUGCAAAACAGAGCAGAUCAGAGAGAUUUUCUCUUUCAGACAAUGGAGUAUCGGAAAAUCAAAGACCAGGAUAAAGAUGAAGAUUCAGUUAGCGAGGACGUCGAGAGCUUGCGCGGAAAACCGCUCUCUGUUGCCAGCGGCUUGGGAGGCGGUCCAAUCGAUCGGUCCAAGUGGAAGAGAAAGUCAAUCGUCACACUUGCGUUGACUGUUCUUACGAGUUCGCAAGCGAUUCUGAUCGUGUGGUCGAAGAGAGCUGGAAAAUACGAGUACAGUGUUACCACUGCGAAUUUCUCGGUGGAGACUUUGAAAUGUGCAUUGUCGCUUGCUGCCUUGGCAAGAAUCUGGAGCAAUGAAGGUGUUACAGAAGAUAACAGGUUGAGUACAACCUUGGAUGAAGUUAUUGUUUACCCCAUUCCUGCACUGCUUUACCUUGUAAAAAAUUUGCUUCAGUAUUACAUCUUUGCAUAUGUGGACGCUCCAGGAUAUCAGAUUCUAAAGAACCUGAACAUUAUCAGCACUGGUGUAUUAUACCGAAUUAUACUCAAGAAAAAGUUAAGUGAAAUUCAGUGGGCGGCUUUUAUUCUGCUAUGUGCAGGAUGUACCACAGCACAACUAAACUCAAAGUCAGAUCAUGUUCUUCAAACUCCCUUCCAAGGUUGGGUGAUGGCUAUUGUCAUGGCACUCUUAAGUGGGUUUGCAGGAGUGUACACUGAGGCUAUAAUAAAAAAGCGUCCUUCAAGGAAUAUAAAUGUGCAAAACUUUUGGUUGUAUAUUUUUGGAAUGGCCUUCAAUGCUGUUGCUAUAUUGGUUCAAGAUUUUGAUGCAGUGAUGAACAAGGGAUUCUUUCAUGGAUAUUCAUUUAUUACGGUCCUAAUGAUUCUCAAUCACGCACUCAGUGGCAUUGCUGUAUCUAUGGUUAUGAAAUAUGCUGACAACAUCGUUAAGGUGUAUUCAACUUCAGUGGCAAUGCUCCUCACAGCAGUUGUUUCUGUUUUUCUUUUUGGCUUUAAUCUUUCUCUUGCCUUUUUUCUCGGCUCAACUGUUGUCUCGGUAUCAGUAUAUUUACACUCGAUUGGGAAGCUGCAAAGAUAGUAUAAAUAUUCCCUCUUGCCAUCUCUUUCGAUCUCAAUACAUCAAGUCUACUGGGAAGCAGCAAAGACAUCACCAUGGACGGCUCAUCAUUAUGCCACCUGGCCCACCUCUACCCAAUUUGGUCACUGUAAAGGCUUCGUGGUUACUUUCUGAGAUAGUUCCUUCAUGUUUAGAUAAAUAUCUUGAAUACGGGUCCAAAACAUAUAUUCAUAUUAGAUUACAAAAUUUUCCCAUUUUUGAUGUAGUGAUGUAAUGAUGUAAUUGAGGAUGAUACAACUAGCUGAAAGUUUAUUAGACCUUCCAGUUUCAUGUAGGCCCAUUGGCUAUGGCAUUGGCACAGGAAGCACAUGACAUUGAGCGUUUUGCCUUGAAAAAAUGUUGGUCUCAGAAGAGUGCAAGUUGAAUGGAAGAUAAACGACAUGUCUACGAUUUCUGAAAAACGACAAUGUCAUUUGAUGUUAAAAACGACUGUAAGAUUAUUAAGGAAAAUUUUUUUUUCCCUCUUUUUGCUGAAUCAAUUAUUAAGGAACU
Morus notabilis is the source of this 1669-nucleotide messenger RNA. Its product is annotated as CMP-sialic acid transporter 4. NCBI's taxonomy places the organism in Eukaryota, Viridiplantae, Streptophyta, Magnoliopsida, Rosales, Moraceae. The record is from RefSeq and is a predicted model, not a curated record. The transcript has 15 exons. Gene Ontology annotation, biological process: pyrimidine nucleotide-sugar transmembrane transport. Bases 89 to 1138 code for a protein of 349 amino acids. Gene Ontology annotation, molecular function: pyrimidine nucleotide-sugar transmembrane transporter activity. Gene Ontology annotation, cellular component: Golgi membrane.